GCUUUCAUGUACCCAAAGCUCCUUGCAGAUGAGUUCACACGGUUUGAGUUUCCAAGGAGAUUGAAAGGAGAUGAUGUAGGCCAGAAGGUCCUCUACAGAGAUUACUCAAUGGAAGGCUGGGGAUAUAAGACAGUAAUGAAAGAGGACCUCAAAUACCCUCUGAUUCAUGGACAUGGGAAACAGGCUCGUUUACUAGGCACCCUGGCUGUAUCUCGAGGCCUGGGAGAUCAUCAGUUAAAAGUAAUUGAAACAAAUAUUGAAAUCAAGCCUUUCCUCUCCUGCAUCCCUAAGGUGGAAGUGUUUGACUUAACGUCAGAAAAUGUUAAUGAAGAUGAUGUCCUCAUCAUGGCAACAGAUGGCCUUUGGGAUGUUUUGUCCAAUGAAGAUGUUGCCCAAAUUGUCAGAAAUUUUCUCCAGAACAACACAACAGAUCCUUACAGGUUUUCAGAAUUGGCCAAACUGCUUGUGCAGGAAGCAAGAGGGAAGGAGGAUGGCUAUUACUGGAUCAAGGACAGUAAAGAGCCUGCUUCUUAUGAUGACAUUUCUGUAUUUGCAAUUCCAUUGUAUAACAAGAAUGAAUACUAAACAAUAUGCUGCUAAAGGAGGCACAACUGCUCUUCAGAUGAUAAUGGAACUGUAUCAAAACAUACAGUUGCUGAGAAAUGCAAAUCCAGACUUUGAAAGCAGAAUAACAGAAUUGGAAGGGACCUCGGAGACUUCUAGUCCCGUGAAGGUGAACCUAUGGCAUGCUUGCCAGAAGUGGCACACAGCGCCCUCAGUGGGCAUGCAAGCUGUUGCCCCAGUUCAGCUCCACCACAUGUGCGUGCACUUCUCACCACCCAGCUGGUCUUCAGAUCUCUGCUGCACAUGCAUAAAGGGUGAGGGGGGGGGCAGGCACACAUGCAUGGGGGGUGCAUGCACGCCCCCCUGCGUAUUGUAUUUUGGGGGUGUGGGUGUAUGCUUUGGGCACUCGGUCCAGAAAAGGUUAGCCAUCACUGUUCUAGUCCAACCCCCAACUCAAGCAGGAAAUCCAG
This is a messenger RNA of Thamnophis sirtalis, 1034 nucleotides long. The record is from RefSeq and is a predicted model, not a curated record. Lineage: Eukaryota; Metazoa; Chordata; Lepidosauria; Squamata; Natricidae.